AUGCCGAACGUGCAACCGGCAUGUCUCAAAUGUACAAGCACAGGCAGGCAAUGCGAUGGCUACCUGCAGGUCAUCGAUAAGAGGACGCGAGAAUGGCGUAAUUCCGAAGCCAAUGCUCUCAUCAAUUACCACCAAAAAACAGCUGUACAAAGCAGAUCCAGCCUACCAAUCGACCCAUCUGCCGCUUCUAUUCCGAUUCCCUUGAGCAGUGUCCACCAGAACGAUCUCACUUGGAACGAGCGAUGGCAUUUGGAUUUCUACCGCAAACGCACGGCGGUUCGAUGUUCGCAAUACUUCCAAAACUCAUUCUGGGAUGGCUUAGUCCUUCAGAUAUGUGAACAGCAUCCUGCUGUCCGCCAUGCUGCGAUUGCUAUUGGUGCAUAUCAUCAUCAGUUUGAACGAGUCCAACCGAGCCCUGUUGAAAAACGGGAAAAUUUUCUGGCUCUUCAUCAUUCUACGCAAGCGAUCACCUGCCUUCGAGAAAGUCUCGCUCGGGAAUUGUUACUACGGGAGAAGUCAAGCCGAACACACAAACAUGUGGUGCUCGUCACUUGCGUCAUUUUGACCACCCUUGCUAUGUUCCAGGGCAAUUUCGCUGCUUCUCGUUAUCACCUUGUUUCAGGAUAUAAACUUUUCAAAGAAUGGGACAUCGACAAAGAUGAAGGUCCCGCUGGCAUGGCACUGAGACAGUUGUUUGCUCAGAUCCAUGUCCAUUGGUCUAUUUGCACUUAUCCCGAGCUAUUGGCAGAGGAUCCCGAACUCUUUCAUGAUGAGCACUGGGUCUCGCCGAACACUGCAGUGGCUCCACCAAAAAUUAUGACUCCGCCUUCCACUGGUAUUAACCAAAUGCACCGUGUUGAGCAAUUUGUGGUGGUUGUCGGGCGCCUGAUCCUCGAGAGCUCUCCUAGUGGAUUUAGCAUUGAACCUGCAGGCUCUAUCGGGCGUGGCGCAGCCGUGGCAUUGAGGAAGCUUCGGCUCUGGGGAAGUCGUCUUAUGGCUUCUCUAGUUGAGGCCAAGAGUCUAGCACCGGAUGACUGCGAUACGCUUAAACUCAUCGCAUUAUGGGGCGGGAUCAUUGAUAUCAAGCUGGCUGUGGCCUCGAGUCGCAACCCAAAUGAGAUGACAUAUGAUCGUUAUUUAGACCGGUUCCAGCGUAUUACAGAAUUGGCACAUAUCCUGGCAGGGUCAGGCUCUAAUGAUGUCCCAUUGUCGAUAUUUGUCUACAGAGCUUCUUUGCUGCCUGCGAUUUUGUGGUCUGCGGCCAAAUGUCGCAAUUGGCAAGUGCGUCGUGACAUAUGUUCUUUAUUGGAUGAGUGGACAGGAAAGGACUACUGGGUAUCUGCGACAACUCUGUCCUUGAAGAGAUUGGUCCAUGUGGAGUCAGAUGGGGUGAGGCAGGGUAAUAUCAUCCCUGAAAGUGCUCGGGUCGACUGUAUCGACGUGAAGAUCCGAACCGAGGAAUCCAAAGUUGAACUUCGAUAUCACAGGCCAUCGCACCCUGAGAAGGAUUGUGACAAUUUUAAGGACGAGUCAAUGUAUUAUUAA
Molecule: messenger RNA, 1545 nt
Organism: Penicillium griseofulvum
Lineage: Eukaryota; Fungi; Ascomycota; Eurotiomycetes; Eurotiales; Aspergillaceae
Exons: 2
Coding region: 1-1545 (514 amino acids)
Source: RefSeq, a predicted model, not a curated record